AUGGCGCCGUCGCGAGCCAGACCACCGCCGCCGGCCGGCAACAACAUCGUCCUCUGCGCCUUAUGCCUCCUGCUGGGCCUCAUCGGCGGUUUCACCUUCGGCCACGUGCACGGCCUGCACGGCUGCGCCGCCGCCGAGGCGCCCCUGGCGAGCCGGCUGCGGGCGGCGGCGGCGCCCUGCGACGGCCCCUUGGCCUGCGGCGGCGUGCUGCGGGAGGCGAACGAGACGCGGCGCGCGUUGGACGCCGCCAUGGCGCGGCUCGGCGCCGUCGAGGCCAAGGCGGAGGCCGCGGAGGCGCGCCACUCGCUCAAGGCCGGCGGUUGCCCGCCGUGCGAGGGCUCCGCGGAGGAGCAGAUCGCGCACGCCGAGGAGCUCGAGGCGGAGAUCGCGGACCUGCACGCCGCGGCGGCGCGGGCCCAGGAGGGCGGCGCGUCGACGAUGAGCCUGCAGUCGACGCAGUGGAAGACGGCGCGCGCCUUCGACCGCAAGGAGCUCUGGGACCGGACGCUCACGGGCUUCCCCUACGUCAUGGGCGCGACGCUGAGCCGCGGGGGGCUGCUCUUCACGAAGAAGAACAACAACGGCAGCCUCGACGGCGCGCUGAAGACCUGCAAGGAGGUCGACGUCGUCGUCGCGUCGAGUUCCCCCGACGUGUGCCUCGCGGUCUUCGAUUCAAGGCUGCCCAUCUACACGAUGAUGCGCCUCGACAAGGCCGGCGGCACGUUACUGGAGGCGGAGCGCAAGAAGCAAUCUCCGAAGCUCCACCAGCAUCCCGGCGCCGCCGCGUACGCGCCCGAGCGGCUCGCGUCGCGCGCGCUCGUGCUGAGCCAGGCGGACACGCUGCCCAAGAUGUACAGCAUCAAGGAGGCGCUCGCGACGACGGCGGCGUUCGCCGGGAACGUGCCCGGCCUGCUCCAGAAGGUGCGCGGUCUGAUCAAAUCGCGGAAGAUCGCGGCGAGGCACGACACCGUCGUGGUGAUGGCGACGAAUUUGGGAACGCUGGACCUCGUGGCGAACUUCGUGUGCUCCGUCGCGUCCGUGCCGGAGCUCGAGCCGACGCUCGCGUCCGUCCUGGUGUUCGCCUCCGACGGCGGCACGCGCGACGCCGUCGAGAAGCUGGGCAUCGCGGCGUUCUCCGACCCGGCGCUCGGGGACCUGCCGAGCGACGCGGCCAAGGUCUACGGGGACCGGUCCUUCGUGCGCAUGAUGUGGCUCAAGGUGACGUCCGUCUACCUCGUGCUGAGCCUCCAGCACAACGUCCUGUUCCAGGACGCGGACGUCGUCUGGUUCCGCGACCCGCUGCCGUACUUUGCCGAGAUCGCGGACGACCAGGUCGACACGUUCUGGAUGGACGACGGCGCUAGGAGCUCGCGCUACACGCCCUGGUACGCCAACAGCGGCUUCUACUUCCUGCGGGCCAACGAGCGCGUCGUCUUCUUCAUGCACCGGCUCCUCAUGUCCUACGACGUGAUUUUGGCGGUGCGGUCGCACCAGCACGCGCUCAUCAUGCUCCUGACGGACCUCAUGGCGAAGCACGGGCUGACGGCCCAGCUCCUGCCGAACACGGACUUCCCCCAGGGCCAGGUCUUCCACCACAAGAAGGAGAUCAUGAAGGACUUCGUCGCGGGGCGGCGGAAGCCCUACGUCUUCCACAUGUGCUGGACCGCGUCGCGCGUCGACAAGCUCCGCUACCUGAAGAACAUCGCCCUCUGGUUCCUCGACCCGAGCUGCCCGGAGGACUCCUGGGCCAACGCGUCGCGCCUCGACGGCCACCACGACCGGUCCUGCUGCCUCGCGGGCGCCAAGGCCUGGACCGUGCCGACGCCCUACGCGAACGAAAUCAAACUCGCGUCGAAGUGA
Molecule: messenger RNA, 1860 nt
Organism: Aureococcus anophagefferens
Lineage: Eukaryota; Pelagophyceae; Pelagomonadales; Pelagomonadaceae
Exons: 1
Coding region: 1-1860 (619 amino acids)
Cellular component (GO): Golgi apparatus
Molecular function (GO): glycosyltransferase activity
Source: RefSeq, a predicted model, not a curated record